AAUCCUAGCACUAGUUUCACUCUUAGUUUAAUUCAACACAAAGAAUUCGGACUACAAGCAUACAAAAUUACCAUGUCGACCAGCUGCACAAUAAACAAGAAACCCGAUGAUGUUUUUCCACCAAACGCCAUGGACGCGGAAUUCGAAAACUUUUGGAAAACGGUUAGCUGUUUUGCGGCCAACAAUUUUCCCUUUGAAGACAGAUGCGAGUUUGUAAAGAAUGCGGAGGACUGCAUUUCGAAAACGAAUGUAGUUCCAUACAUGAGACUCUUGGCCUGCGAUCUGAGGUGCAUCAAUGACUUCGAGGAAAUGAUCUUCAUCAUCUUGUUCGUGGUGCUCUGCUUCCAGAUUCUAGUUUUGCUGAUCUACACAAUUAAUGUUUACUAUAGUCCUGCUCUGAAGGUGGUAUCUCGAUUUCUCCAUAUGAACGAGCAUUUGGCGGGAGUUACCCUGAUGGCCUUUGGAAACACUUGCGCCGACCUCUUCGCCAAUUUGGCCAGUGUUGGCCGACAUGUGCCUGUGUUGGCCAACAGCUUGUCGUCAGCCCUGUUUGUGAUAACGAUUUCCGGUGGCCUAAUAUGUUACAUUUCCCCCUUCAAGAUGAACUCCUACGAAACUGUCCGCGACAUUUUAUUUCUUAUCCUUGCGACCAUUUUAAUGGAUUACUUUGCUUGUACUACAAAACAUUCCCAACUGGGCGACGAAUUGAAAUUUCUCAUUGUGCUCAUGGUUUACAUUAGCUACAUCAUCAUCAACGUGACAGAUGUGUACUUAUUGCGAAGGGCAAGAGCCUCAACGCUUGCCAAAAUGCAAAAACUUCUGGAUAAGGAGCAAACACCUGAAAUCGCAUUAAAGCUCCAAGAUUUAGAGCGAAAGUUCGAAUACUAUUCACAGGACACGAGAGUGGAGAUCUUGGAAAAAAAGAGUAACGCCUCGGUGGCCAGGAUACGCUACACCACAAUGAGAAUGAUUCAAAAUCCCCGUGUUAGCGUAAACCGUCGCCACACCCGAAAUAUGAGACUGGAUUAUACGCAAUCGAAAAACUUUGGGAUUUUCCGAGAUUUUCUCCUUGCUCUCAGGCCCAUCAAGUGCCAGGCUUGGAAGCAGGCCGAACUUCUUAACAGGGUCUUACUGUUGAUAAGGGCUCCGGCCGUCGUCAUUUGUACCCUCUACAUUCCCCUGGUGGACUACGAAAUGGAGAAGCAUGGCUGGAAUAAGCUACUGAACGCCAUUAAUGUAAUAGUGAAUCCUGCCCUAUCAAUAUCGAUUUUCAUGGCUUUCAUACAUAGAGAAGGAAACACUCUGUGGUAUGUUUGCAUGCAGAACACCCUGACUUAUGGAGCUUACACCCUUGUAGUCACUGUGCCAUUUGCCGUGUUCAUUCUCUUCAACUCACGGACUGAUGUGCCACCAUCUUAUCACUGGGUGUUUACCAUAAUGAAUCUAAUGGGAUCGAUGAUCGUUAUCUUUCUCUGCGCCACGGAGAUCGAUACAGUACUGGAAGUGAUCGGAAACAUAUUGUCCAUCGAUGACAACUACAUGGGCGCCACUGUGAAGGCACUUACAGGGAAUCUGGGCACUCUUUUCGCGAACACCGCUGUGGCCAUGCAUGGCUAUCCAAAAAUGGCAUUUGCAUCCGUCAUUGGGGGAUCAUUUUUCACCAUCGUCGUAACUGGAAACACUGUGAUUUACGUGAGAAGUCUGGUGCGAGAUGACCACAGUAAACAGAUAGAAGAAUAUGGUCAAUUCGCCUUCAUAUUUCUGAACAUGGGACUCUUUACCAUUUUGCUCUGGUCCACAACGUUGGGUUUUUUCGCUCGCCGUUCUAUGGGCUUAUAUUCGAUUGGGCUUUACGCUGUCUACUUAUUGUAUGCCACUCUAGUUCAUGAGCAAAUCAUUCACUCGUUUACUAAGGACAGUCCGAUAAACGCUGCAAUUGGUGAUAUUUAGCUGGUAAAGUGUAAGCCAGGCUUCGAAAUUAUUAAAGAGCUUUAAAAUGUAGAAAUUGCUCAAA
Drosophila santomea is the source of this 2014-nucleotide messenger RNA. RefSeq names its product putative sodium/calcium exchanger 6. Lineage: Eukaryota; Metazoa; Arthropoda; Insecta; Diptera; Drosophilidae. The record is from RefSeq and is a predicted model, not a curated record. The coding region runs from base 73 to 1950 and encodes 625 amino acids. The transcript is spliced from 7 exons. Gene Ontology annotation, biological process: intracellular calcium ion homeostasis; monoatomic cation transport; transmembrane transport. Gene Ontology annotation, cellular component: membrane. Gene Ontology annotation, molecular function: calcium:sodium antiporter activity.